AUGGCGCUCGGCCGCGGCUCCAAGAAGUCGACCUCACGCGACCGGGUGGUCACGCCUGCUGCCCUGAACCACGGGGUCAUUGCACCUGCAUCUCAACAGGAAGAAGCUGUGGCUCCGCCCACCAGGAAGGCUCGGUCCUGUAAAUGGGUCCUGGCCUUGCUCAUCAUCAUCCUCGCAGCCGCGGGAGCCACGCUGGCCUGGUACUUCCUGGAGUACAGGGUCUGGGUGCUGGAGCCUCGAGUCCGGCAGCAGUACACCGCCUACCUGUCCAUCCUCAACAGGAACUUCUCUGCAGAUCUGUCCUCUCACGGCAGCGCUGCCUUCAAGGAGGAGGCCCGCGGCGUCCAGAUCAUGGUGAAGAAGAUAAUGAUGGGCUCCAGUCUCUCUCGAUACUUUAACUACUCCACUGUGUUCGCCUUUGGGGAGGGCAGCGUCGUGGCUCACUUCUGGAUAGUGAUGUCCGUGCCGGGCAGCCAUGUUGGGAGGCUCACCCUGGAGGAGGUGACCAGGAGCCUGGAGGAGGGCCUGAGGGGGCGCGGCGGGUCCGGGGGGGAGGAGGCGGCGGCCGGCUGCAGCGGAUACCUCGUCCGCCUCCGCUCGCUGUCCGUCAGCGACACCGACUCCAAAGUCGUAGAGCUUUUGACCUCCUCGUUUGACUGCUACCGCUACCAGAAGGUGGCGUCCGGCGGCCGCUCGGCUCUCCGUGGGCCCGACAUGCAGCGCUCCUCCUGCAUGUGGCACCUCCAGGCCGGACCCGGGGCCCAGCUGGAGCUCCGCAUGGAGUGGCUGCUGCCGGAGUGCCGGGACCGGCUGGUGGCGUACGACUCCCUCACGCCCUCCGACUCCCGCCUCAUCACAUCAGUGUACGGCUGCAGCAGACACGAGCGGGUGGUGAGGGUCCUGUCUUCAGGCGAGUGGAUGACGGUGGUUUGGAAACAGGGUCUGUACAACUACAAGGACCCCUUCUCUCUGUCUGCACAGGCCUGGGACCGCCAGGGCUGUAACUCCACGAUAGAGCUGAAGGCCGUCUCGGGGGUCCAGGGGACGCUGAGCACGCCCUUCUUCCCCAGCUACUACCCCCCCGACACCAACUGUACCUGGAGCUUUACUACGCCCAGUGGAGGGGUGGGCUUGUCUCUGGAGUUUGAGGGCUACGAGCUGAGCAGAGCCAGCUACAACCAGGCCUGCACCCAGGGACAGUGGACCAUCCAGAACCGCAGACUGUGCGGCUCCAGAGGCCUGCAGCCGUACCACGAACGCCUCUUCCUGCUCGCCGCCACGACCACCGUGGUGAUGACGUCGGAGGUGUCGCUCACCGGGCCGGGACUCCAGCUGCGCUACGGCGUCUUCAACCUAUCAGAUCCGUGUCCAGGUCAGUUCCUGUGCUCUGUUAACGGCCUGUGUGUUCCUGCUUGUGAUGGAAUCAAGGACUGUCCCAACGGACUGGACGAGAGGAACUGUGUGUGUGUGGCACAGUACCAGUGUCCAGAGGACAGUCAGUGUGUGGACUACUACAAGGUGUGUGACCAACUCCCAGACUGCCCCGAAGCCACGGACGAGAUGAACUGCACUGAUGGUGUGCCGUGUACAGACAUGACCUAUGUGUGUGCUGAUGGGUCGUGUCUGAAGAAGCCAAACCCAGAGUGUGACUUCGUCAGCGACUGCCCCGACGCCUCCGACGAGGAGCGCUGCGACUGCGGCCUGAGGCAGCUGUCCGGUCGCAUAGUGGGCGGGACCAAUUCCACGGAGGGGGAGUGGCCAUGGCAGGCCAGCCUUCAGGUGCGGGGAACCCACAUCUGCGGGGGCGUGUUGAUCUCCAGCCAAUGGGUGGUGUCCGCUGCCCACUGUUUCUAUGACGACCGCCUGUACUCCCCCUCGCUGUGGACCGUCUACCUGGGCAAACUGCUGCUCAGCCCCGGCAGCCCCACUGAGGAGGUGGCUCGGGUCCAGCGGAUCCACCUGCACCAGUACUACGACGACGAGUCCCACGACUACGACCUGGCCCUGCUGAAGCUGGAGCGACCUGCCGCGGCCCGGCCCGCCUGCCUGCCGCCGCCCACCCACCAGCUGGAGCCGGGCCUGCUGUGCUGGGUCACCGGCUGGGGGUCUCUCCGAGAGGGGGGCAGCGCCAGUAACGUGCUGCAGAAGGUGGACGUUCGGCUGGUCAGCGAGGAAGCCUGCGUUCGCACCUACGGCCACCUGGUCACUCCCAGAAUGCUUUGCGCCGGCUACCGCAGCGGAGACAAAGACGCCUGUCAGGGGGACUCCGGCGGCCCCUUGGUGUGCCAGGAGCCGUCUGGUCGCUGGUUCCUGGCCGGCGUGGUGAGCUGGGGUCGAGGCUGCGGGCGUCCAGACUACUACGGGGUCUACACCCGCGUCACCCGGCUCACCGACUGGAUCCAACAGGUCAUCGGCAGCCCCCGAGACAUCGAACAGCCGUAACGCAGUUGAGCUAAUAAUAUAAUCAACCAUAUUUAUGCAGCAUCUUUCAUAUAUUAUGACGUGUUUAUAUGCAGUGAAAAGAAGCACGGAAAAAAUUGUGAAAAUAUAAUGUUUGAAAGAAUAUUUUUUAGAAGCGAUUUUUGAGAAAUGAUUGUUUUCCUUGACUGUACAAAACAAAACUCUCUUACAGACUGAAUCUCUGUUUUAAAGAUAUUGAACUAUUGAAGCAUUUAAAAAAGCAUAUUUCUGUUUUGUCAUCAAGUUUGCAAUAAACUGCUUUUGUUUACA
This is a messenger RNA of Cyclopterus lumpus (lumpfish), 2730 nucleotides long. RefSeq names its product transmembrane protease serine 6. Gene Ontology annotation, biological process: proteolysis. The coding region runs from base 1 to 2442 and encodes 813 amino acids. NCBI's taxonomy places the organism in Eukaryota, Metazoa, Chordata, Actinopteri, Perciformes, Cyclopteridae. Gene Ontology annotation, molecular function: protein binding; serine-type endopeptidase activity. The transcript has 18 exons. The record is from RefSeq and is a predicted model, not a curated record.